CCCCUCCCUUUCCUGCCUCCUCUCUCGCCGUCACUAAUUCUCGUUUAAAUUGACACUCACGGCUAGGCUCCCACCCUCCAUCCCUUCCAUCCGGCCAACAUUUCCCCGGGCCGAGUGCAGUCGGGAGGGAAGGCUGCAAGCGGACCUAACGCGCGGACAGACAAAAUAUAGACGGCUGCUGAUUUUCGCCAUCGAGGUGUCCUGCGUGCGUGUGUGUGUUUAGCCACACAGCUUUUCAGCGCCGCUGCCCACUCCCACAGCCAGCAGUAACAUGGCUGGGGCGUCGGUAAAAGUGGCGGUGAGGGUCCGGCCCUUCAACUCCAGGGAGAUGGCCAAGGACAGCAAAUGCAUCAUUCAGAUGACGGGAAACACCACAACCAUCCUGAACCCCAAACAGCCCAAAGAGAACAAGAGCUUCAACUUUGACUACUCGUACUGGUCUCACACCACGCCCGAGGACAGCCACUAUGCAUCCCAGAUGCAAGUGUACAAGGACAUUGGCGAGGAGAUGCUGCUCCACGCCUUUGAAGGCUACAAUGUUUGCAUCUUUGCAUAUGGCCAGACGGGAGCGGGCAAGAGCUACACCAUGAUGGGACGGCAGGAGACGGACCAGGAGGGCAUCAUACCGCUGCUCUGCGAGGACCUUUUUACCAAGAUCAGCGACAGCAAUAAUGACAACAGCAUGUCGUACUCUGUGGAGGUGAGCUACAUGGAAAUCUACUGCGAGCGCGUGCGUGACUUGCUGAACCCUAAAAACAAAGGCAACCUGCGAGUAAGAGAGCACCCGCUAAUGGGGCCCUAUGUGGAAGAUUUGUCCAAGUUGGCCGUCACCUCUUACAAUGACAUCCAGGACCUGAUGGAUUCUGGAAACAAGGCCAGAACCGUCGCUGCUACAAACAUGAAUGAGACCAGCAGCCGCUCGCACGCCGUAUUUAACAUCAUCUUCACUCAGAAGAAACACGACUCCGACAGUGACAACACGUCAGAAAAGGUCAGCAAAAUCAGCCUGGUGGACUUGGCCGGGAGCGAGCGGGCCGACUCUACCGGCGCAAAAGGAACCAGACUGAAGGAAGGCGCCAACAUCAACAAAUCACUGACCACGUUGGGCAAAGUUAUCUCUGCUUUAGCUGAGCAGGAUUCGGCCCCAAACAAGAAUAAGAAGAAGAAGAAGGUGGAGAGUUUCAUUCCAUACAGAGAUUCAGUCCUGACGUGGCUACUGAGGGAGAACUUGGGUGGAAACUCUCGCACCGCCAUGGUGGCUGCUCUCAGUCCUGCUGAUAUCAACUACGACGAAACCCUCAGUACACUCCGGUACGCCGACCGCGCAAAGCAGAUCCGCUGCAACGCCGUCAUCAACGAGGACCCGAACAACCGUCUGGUGCGCGAGUUGAAAGAGGAGGUGGCUCGCCUCAAAGACCUGCUCUACUCUCAGGGCCUGGGCGAUAUCAUCGAGAACCUGUGCGAUUACAAGAACUUUGCGAAUGAUCGCCAGGCUGUCAAUCAAAGGGGUGAUCUCUCCACAGUGACCAACGCCAUGACGGGCAUGAGCCCCUCGCCCUCGCUGUCGGCCAUGUCCAGUCGCGCCCCCUCCAUCAGCAACCUCCACGAUCGCAUCUUCAGCCCGGCCAGCGAGGAGGCCAUCGAGAGGCUCAAGGAAACGGAGAAAAUCAUUGCGGAGCUCAACGAAACUUGGGAAGAGAAACUACGGCGCACCGAGGCCAUUCGCAUGGAGAGAGAGGCCCUCCUGGCCGAGAUGGGCGUUGCCAUGAGAGAAGAUGGAGGCACCGUUGGCGUUUUCUCCCCCAAAAAGACGCCGCAUCUGGUCAACCUAAACGAGGACCCGCUGAUGUCCGAAUGUCUCCUUUACUACAUAAAAGACGGCGUCACAAAGGUCGGUCGCGAGGAUGCCAAGGCGCGCCAGGACAUCGUACUCAGCGGCCAUUUCAUCCGAGAUGAACACUGCACCUUCAGUAGCACCACAGGCCCGCAGGGAGAAGGUUGCGUGAUUCUGGAGCCAUGUGAGAAUGCAGAGACCUACGUGAAUGGAAAGCGAGUCACGUCGCCCACGGUGCUGCGCUCAGGCAACCGCAUCAUCAUGGGCAAGAGUCACGUGUUCCGCUUCAACGAUCCCGAGCAGGCCCGGCUGGAGCGUGAGAGGACGCCGUGCGCCGAGACGCCGGUAGAGCCCGUCGACUGGGCCUUCGCUCAGAGGGAGCUGCUGGACAAGCAAGGCAUCGACAUGAAGCAGGAGAUGGAGCAGAGGCUUCAGGAGCUUGAGGACCAGUAUCGCAAAGAAAGAGAAGAAGCCAGUAUCUUGCUUGAGCAACAGAGGCUGGACUACGAAAGUAAGCUGGAGGCUCUCCAGAAGCAAGUGGACUCCCGGUACCUGGAAUCACCCGAAGAAGAAGAGGAACCAGAGGAAGAAGUGCCGUGGACCAAGCGUGAGACGGAGCUGGCUCUGUGGGCUUUCCGCAAGUGGCGCUUCUACCAGUUCACCUCGCUGCGGGAUCUGCUUUGGGGCAACGCCAUCUUCCUCAAGGAGGCCAACGCCAUAAGUGUGGAACUGAAGAAGAAGGUCCAGUUCCAGUUUGUCCUUCUGACGGACACGCUGUACUCCCCGCUGCCGCCCGACCUCCUGCCCCACAGCGAGACCAAGGAGAGGGAAAUGCGAUCCUUCCCACGCACCAUCGUGGCCGUUGAGGUACAGGACCAAAAGAACGGAGCCACGCAUUACUGGACUCUGGACAAGCUCAGGCAGAGACUGGACCUGAUGAGAGAAAUGUACGAUCGGGCCGCCGAGCUCCCGAGCAGCGCCGUGGAAGACUGCGACCACGCCCUCACCGGCGGCGACCCCUUCUACGACCGCUUCCCGUGGUUCCGUCUGGUUGGCCGGGCGUUUGUGUACCUGAGCAACCUGCUGUAUCCUGUUCCGUUGGUCCAUCGAGUGGCCAUCGUCAGCGAGAAGGGCGAAGUGAAGGGCUUCCUCAGAGUGGCUGUGCAGUCCAUUUCAGCGGAUGAAGAAGCUCCAGAUUAUGGUUCCGGUGUGAGGCAGUCUGGCACGGCCAAGAUCUCCUUUGAAGAUAAGCAGUUUGAAAAGUUCCAGACGGAGUCUUGUCCACCAGUAGGUCUUUCCCACUCCAACACGUCCCAGGAGGAGCUCCGCAUUGUGGAAGGAGAAGGACAAAACGCUGAGGUGGGCAUAUCUGCAGACGAAGUCAACAACAACACGUGUGAAGCUACCCCAGAGCCUCCACCCAGUCCCUUGAAGAGCUCAGGACUUGCUCUGGACCUUCCUUUGGAGCUCUCGCCGGAGAAGGCUUUGGCACACCUGAAGAUAGGCAGCACCUUCACCUUCAGAGUCACUGUCUUGCAGGCCUCCAGCAUCUCGGCCGAGUACGCCGACAUCUUCUGCCAGUUCAACUUCAUCCACCGCCACGACGAAGCCUUUUCCACCGAGCCGCUGAAGAACACCGGCAGGGGGCCGCCGCUUGGCUUUUACCACGUGCAAAAUAUCUCCGUGGAGGUGACCAAGUCAUUCGUGGAGUACAUCAAGAGCCAGCCCAUCGUCUUUGAAGUGUUUGGUCACUAUCAGAAGCAGCCUUUCCCGCCCCUCUGCAAGGAUCUCAUCAGUCCACUGAGACCUUCCAGAAGGCACUUUCCCAGAGUGAUGCCUUUGUCCAAACCAGUGCCAGCCACCAAGCUCAGCACUCUGACCCGCUCGGCCGCCGGUCCGUGUCACUCCAAGCAUGACCUCAUGGUCUUCUUUGAGAUCUGUGAACUGGAAGCCAGUGGAGAUUACAUCCCAGCUGUCGUCGACCACCGAGGCGGGAUGCCCUGCCAUGGCACCUACCUCCUACAUCAGGGUAUCCAGAGGAGAAUCACAGUGACCAUCGCUCAUGAAAAUGAGAACGACAUUGAAUGGAAAGAGGUGAAAGAGCUCGUGAUUGGUCGCAUCCGAAACACCCCGGAGGCUGACGAGACCAUCGUAGACCCCAACAUCCUCUCGCUGAACAUCCUCUCUUCUGGAUAUUUCUGGCCAAAACAUGACGACAACGUCUCCUUGGGAGUUGAUCAUAGGACCUUCUACCGCUUCGAGGCAGCGUGGGACAGCUCCAUGCACAACUCGCUGCUCCUGAAUCGAGUUACGCCUUACGGAGAGAAGAUCUACAUCACCCUCUCGGCCUACCUGGAGAUGGAGAACUGCACUCAGCCGACAGUCAUCACCAAAGAUUUCUGCAUGGUGUUCUACUCCCGCGACACCAAACUUCCCGCGUCCCGUUCCAUCCGAAACCUCUUCAGCACAGGCUGCCUCAGGCCUUUGGAGAGUAACCGCGUUACCGGAGUCUACGAGGUGACGCUCUGCUACAUGGCUGACAACGGCAGUCCAGGAAUGCAGCGACGUCGCAGGCGAGUGCUGGACACGUCGGUGGCGUACGUCCGAGGGGAGGAGAACCUGGCUGGGUGGAGACCUCGCAGUGACAGCCUCAUUUUGGACCACCAGUGGGAGCUGGAGAAGCUCAGCUUACUUCAGGAGGUGGAAAAGACCCGGCAUUACCUGCUGCUGAGGGAGAAGCUGGAGGCCACCCUGCUGGCCGGCCAGGAUGCCCUCUGCAAGUGCGGCGGCGACAUCAGCGACUUGGCCAAGAGUCCCGUCCUUGGCAGGAGUCCUCUCGGCAGCCCGGCACUGGACAGCCCCAACCAGCGGCAGAGGGAGCUGGCUGCCAAGUGUCUGCGUCUGCUGAUGCACACCUUCAACAGGGACUACAGCCAGGUGAGCAGCAGUGCCAGUGAGAGCAAGCUCUCCGAGAUAUCGGCGUCCAUCAUGAGAGAGGCGUCCGUGUCCACGCUCAGCACGCUCACGCCGUCCUCCACCUGCCCUUCGCUGAUUGAGGGCCACUUUGACAUCAGACACGCAGAGCCCGGUUCUGGAGCAUCCAGCCCUGAUCUGGACCCGUUCAGCCCGAUAGACAGAAAGAAAGCGCUCAAAGGCUGCAGCUUUGUUCCGGACAUUCAGGAGAUUCGAGUCAGCCCCAUCGUGUCCAAGAAGGGAUACCUCCACUUUCUGGAGCCACACGCCAGUGGCUGGGUCAAACGCUACGUGGUGGUGCGCCGGCCCUACGUAUACCUGUACCGCAGCGAGAAGGACGCCGUGGAGCGAGCCGUCAUCAACUUGUCGUCAGCCAAGGUGGAAUACAGUGAAGACAAGCAAACCUUGCUGCGGACGCCAAACACGUUUGCCGUGUGCACUGAGCAUCGUGGGAUCCUGCUUCAAGCCAACAAUGACAAAGAGAUGCACGACUGGCUUUAUGCCUUCAAUCCUCUCUUGGCGGGUACCAUCAGGUCCAAACUGUCUAGAAGAAAGUCGGUCCAAUCGGUGCCGGUGGCCCAGAGGAUGUGAGAUGAGACUCUUCACGGGCAUCCUUGAAAUUGAAAAACCACCGACUCUGGUAUAUUACGUAGCCACUGGAAAUACCCUUUGAAAAAUCUCCCCAACAUGUCGACGGCGCCCAGUCACAUACGUGUAGCUAGCCCUUCCUUUGUUGUUAGCAAGAUGGCUAUUACGUUUUUUUGUACACAGUGCCACCCGGUGGGAGGGGCGGGAUCCUCUGCAUGACGAUAACGCUAGCUUGCGUAUUCGAUCCUAUUAUACGCUUUUCACUUCGGAGGCGUGACAGUACAACAAUACAUGAAAUACGAGUUCAAGUGUCACGUGGCUAAUGAAAGCAUGUAGUACUCGUACUAGUCGCCCGUCACUACUCGUACGAGCAGCGUGCAUCAGUGCACAAUUUUGCCUCACUAGUAGCAUGUAGUUGGCCGACUAGCAUGCUAAAGUUGUCUGCACAAACAUAGCCUGACAAAAAAGUUACUAGUUAGACAGUCGUUCAACUCGUGCGCUGAAUUAUCUUACUUGCUUUCCGGGUCAGGUUAGGUUACAUGAAAAUCAAGACCAAAUUUAAGGGUCAACUAUAAUUUUCUAUUACGCCCCAGAAAGAAAAUCACACAACAUAACACCCUGGCCUUUAAAAGAGGGGGAAAAAAAAAAAAGAUCAUCCCUUGUGCAUAUUAUCACAAAGUAAUGUUGUGUAUUGUUGUAUUAUGUUUGAAUAAUUUGUGAUGGAACUAGCGACCAAUUUUGUUGCACGGCACUUUAUCGUUCUUGUUAAGUCGUUGCUUUACCAAAGCUUUUUUUUGUGUGCAUAGUUUGCGCUUGUUUUACCAAACUUUAAAGUUACAUAAUUAUCCUGUGCUGUAGAAUUUAGGAGAAACUAGCGUAGAUAAACUAAAUCCAACUGGUAGAUUGUUUUUUAAUUGUAGGAGACAUAGACCUCAUUACCUUCCCUCGUUGAGUAUAGCAUUAAAAUGACAACGUUUGGAAAGAUUUUCUUUUGGGGGGGGCAAGAGGAACAUUGUUUUUUCUGUUUUGCAUUGUGCGACCCAGUCCAGAAUUUGUCCUUUUUAGUCAGUGUUGUUUCAGAUUCCUGCAAAAAAAUGUGAACAAUUUUGCAGAGGAAAGGUCCACACAGCAUCUAGUGCCUCCCCCUUUCUCAAACAAAUAGUUUUCAUUUUUUGCUCGAUGAAAUCAAUGAGCAUCCUCAUAUGCCCACCACUAGAAGUAGAUGAGCAAAGUUACUUUGUAGCAACUCAACAAUCAUUUCCAGUGCAAUGAAGUGAAAUUGGACCCUUCCCCGGGGCACAUUGUUGGGAAUGGCCACACUGAGAUGAUCCCCCCCAAAACAGAAUGACAUUUUGAAAAAGGAAAGGUGUGUCAAAGACUCGAUCUGCCAACCAUCGGCUCUUUUGUCUUGCACGCUGCAGGCUGGCCAACCUGUUUAGUCGUGCGGCGGCCCGAAAUGAAAACACAAAUGUCAUUUCUGCACGGUUUGGCUCAUCUCAGUCGAAAACGUCAGUCAGAGGGAUUUUAGAUGACCUUCGAUGCGCUUCAAUUUUAUUUAUUCAAGUAGAAUCGCGCACAUGUACAUUAAACCGCACUGCAGGUCAAAGUACCCAAUUCUGAUUUUUAUUUGUUUCUAUGUUACAAGUAACAUGUGGCUUAGCAAUAUUAAGUAUAAUAUAUACUAUUAAAGGUGACGUAGUGUCAAAUGAACUUGACUUACACACACAUGCAGUUAAAAACAGUUUCAAAGUCAUUCGAGUAUCCCAAGAAAACGAAAUGAGGGAUUUAUGAUCUUUUUGUGGAUUCAUCUAACACGUGACGUUAUUCAGGGCCUCUAUAGUGUAUCCAUUUGUGUGCACUGUGCGCCUCGCUUUGUGUCGGCCUGCUUCUUUCCGGUCGGAGCCAAGCAUGCGGGUCCGUAUGUAGUCCCCCCCCUCCUCUUCCUCUUUCUCCUGCUGCCUCUAAAAGAUCUGCUGUAAACUGAAGUCACCACUCCCCAAUCUUUGUAACGGAUCCUCCCUUCUGCCUCUGUCUUGUAUAUAGUACAGUAAACGAUGAGUUGCGGUGUGCGAGGGUCUCUUCCGAGCUCUUUUCUGUCCACCACUGAGAAUGGAAAUAUUCCUAACCAGUCUUGCAGGGUGAUCAUCGAUCGUUUUUUGCACUUUUGCCCACGUCUUCAACUCACUUUUAUCUUCUCUGUUCUUCUCGUGACUUGUCAAGAGAUGAAAAAAAAAACAUAAUCAAAAUAAAUGAGUGUUCAAAUGUGAACGGA
Molecule: messenger RNA, 7667 nt
Organism: Syngnathus acus (greater pipefish)
Lineage: Eukaryota; Metazoa; Chordata; Actinopteri; Syngnathiformes; Syngnathidae
Gene: kif1ab
Product: kinesin family member 1Ab
Exons: 48
Coding region: 272-5398 (1708 amino acids)
Biological process (GO): microtubule-based movement
Molecular function (GO): ATP binding; microtubule motor activity; microtubule binding
Source: RefSeq, a predicted model, not a curated record